CACGGCCACACUCGUCUUACGCUCCUUUGUUCGCGAAAGCUGUCUAUGUCUUUGCUCUGGGGCUGAGCGACUGCUUGAAGCCGAACGCUCGCAGCAAUGGCGACGACCAACGGCGUGAACGGCGUUAACGGCCACAAAGCAUCCUCCGGCACUGUCGACGUAUCCGGACCUUCUACUUCUAAUGAAUUCCACGAAACAAGUCUGGAAGAACUUGAACGAGAGCUUCCCGUUGUGUACGAUGGGCAGGUGCCUUUGGGCGAUCUCCUUUCGCGAGUCACCCAGGCUAUCUAUGCGGAGCUACUAGAAAUGGCCGAAACUCUGCCCAACAUGUCGAAGGAAGCUCGGGCACGUACGAUAGCAGACUGGGUAGUCAAGACAAAGAAGCAGGUGGUGAAGUUAUAUGCUGUCGUGAAAUGGUCUCGAGAUGCGGAUACAGUGCAGAAGGCCAUGAACAUCACCGCUUUUCUUAUGAAUCAAAAUCAACAAUUCCUUGACGCAAUUGAUUCACUCGCGAGAGCCAGAGACAACCUAGAUCCGGCUAGGCUUCGGAACCACGAUCUCCUUACCUCCCUUGACGUCCUCACUACUGGUUCCUACCGCCGAUUACCUUCCGUCAUCAAGAAACUAAUCGUGCAACCACCACCUCUUUCAGACGAUGAAGUCAACAAGAUCGUGGCAGACGUCGAGGAUCGAAUACGUUACCGUCUCCGUAUGACAGAAAUCAUCCCCAUAGAGAUGUCAAAAUAUACAAUCGAACGGGGGCGAGUCCGUUUCGCUGCCCCCAGGCUGUUUGAGACUUCUCUCUGUCUCCGAGGUGCUCAGAAAGACGACGGGUGGUUCUUCGUGGACGUCGAAUUUCUAUUUAACGUUGGCGGCGAUGAGACAGGCAUGCAAGAGUUCCCGCGUGUGCCUACUGGGGUAAUGAAACGACAUAUUACCGAAGGUGUCGAUGCCCAGUUAGCCAUGUAUGUGCCUAUCACUCCUCCACCUGAGGGGCAGGUGCCGCCCGUAGAGCUUCCUCCGAGACCUCAGCUACCGGAAGGGACUAUGGAUGCCCCAUUAGUUCGUGUCUAUAAUUUCCUACAGAUGAUGUCUUUGUCGUAUCAGCUGGAGAUCAUGGCAUACCAGGCACAACGAAUGUGCAAUCUCGGAUGGGCAGAAUACCUGCAGCUGGGGAUGAGCAGAGACCGGAAGACCUUCUCUGUCUCAUAUUGGAUUCGCAAAGCCCCAUUGCCCAACAGUCGAAUGAAGAUACCCCCGUUGGGAGGGACGCUAACUGUAUCUAUUGCUCGUGUAAGAGCAAUACCCAAAGUAGGCGGUGGACCUGCUCGAUCCGCAAAAGAUCGAAUACUCGCAGAACUGCAACAACGGGCAAAGCUGAACACGGCCAGACCCUCGGACGAAGUUGAGACCUUGCGGUUCGAGGCCAAGUGGGAGCCUGUGAAGAAUGCUUUGGGGGUACCUGUCGCUCUGGAGGACCUCGCCUUUACAGACGGGGAGUUGGGUGUUGACUCGGACAAUUUGGACUUUGAGGCGCUACUACGAAAGGUAUUGUAUAAACAUGCAAAAGCUAUUCUCAGGGCAUUCCAAAUACAACUGCAACGCAAACCCGUGUUUGCUCACCCCGGAGAAGUAUCGUUAGUCGAGAGUGAUGGCAAUCUCGCUCUUCGUAUUCAUCUAUGUGCCGAUGAGAUAGUGCUUGUUAGCUUAGACCUUAGGACUGGCAGAAUUACUCUGAGGGACACUGGCGAUCUCGCUGCAGCAGGGCGUGGACCACGUUUUGCUCACAUUACGCAGAGACUCAAUGAUGCUCCCCAGGGCAUAACGGAUGCCGUACCGUUCUUACGCAUUCUGACUAUCACGGAUCUCGCGGAACAGAAAGCGAAUUACCUCGGGCUACAGACUUACCGUCAACGUCCAUUCAAGGCUGAAGAACUCGGCAAGCUCGGCCCGGCUAUUCGUGGCUUGCUAUAUGUCCAGCUGGCGAAGUUUCCGAACCAUUAUCUCGUGCUUGUUAUCAUGGACGAUGAGCUCCGAUAUGCUCUCAUCUCAGUCAGGAUUCAGACCGACGUGUAUCAGACAAUGAUCAUGGAGGAUAUUGGCUGGCUGGACGUAAAAAGAAUACAUGGCGACGAUUUACUUGUUACUGUGGACGAUCAUCUGAAUUCCUCGCGUGGACAGAAGCACAAGGUCAAGAGUGCGGACGAGUCUCAACCCGCGAUAGAUGCACCCCGUGCAGAUAUGGGUCGGACAGUUAAUAGCCUCAAUUUAGAGACCCAGGUGCUGCGAGAGUUAUACUCGUACUGCUGUGCGCGGGUGGCGUAUAUGAAGGUCGAACAACAGCUCAAACUCCGAGGCAUUCCUUACAUCCAUGUCAACCCCUCGGAAGCUUCCCGCGUGACACCCGAACUACUGCACAUACAGUCGUCUUUGGCUCGUUCCGUCCCUGGACUCUGUGUUCAGUCGUCAGAUAUUUUGUCCGGAGCACCGGCUGCAGAAGCCGCUAUGCCUAAUAUCCGCGUCAUCCCUCUCAAUUGGUGGUCUGAUAAGAAGGCUCAGGUCGUCACUUGCGUGAAGCUGAAAUACGUUCAGCAGCCUAUGGGUAAAAGAGCAGGGACCAGUGCCGUCAUACGACCGUCCAAGCGAAUCAUUUACGAUACGGAAGAAGCCGUUGUUUCAUUCCUGUCUGAAGACGUCGACAAAUGCGUUGACGAAUUCCUUGAGGAGUGGGCCCGUGUUUCGAAGAUGGUUGUAAUAGCUAGAGAAGUCGGUCAAAUGUCUAAAGAAAAGAAGUGGCCGGACAUUCGGAUGUUAUCGUUCGAUCUACAAACUGUAGAGUUUGCGUACGCUGCUGACUAUACCGUUUCUAUCACAUGCACUGAUCAGCUGUCGCCAACCGGUGGCACGUAUGAACUCCGAUUCUCAAGGGCAAGUUAUUCGACUUUGGAGGAUCGCUUCAAUCCGCACGAAGAUUCAGAACCCUUUCUACGUGGUCUGCUUCGUCGCGGACGUCUUGCGGAGUCGCUUCAUACGCUGGUUUCGUUGCUAAGGCAUACCCUGCCUAUUGUUGUCCAGUUGGCCGAAAUUCAGAAGGAAGCUGCAGACCAGAGUCAGUUUCUGGACACGUUCCCCAAGGCCGUAGGAUGGUAUCGACUCCUUUACGGUGACUUCAGGCAAGUAUCCACGCAUGCAUUGGAUUUCCGAUUAUUCGAAGGACAACAGAUUGCGAUACUUGACGCCUCUCAUUCAUUGUACAGCCGAGAUACAUCGGGAAAUCUCUCCCUUCCUGGCCCUGAUCCGGGGUCGCCCAGUAAGCGCCAAACAGUAGGGGUGUCGUCCCUGACUGGAAAACCGAUCCAAAGGAACGACGCUGUACAUGAGCUUAUGGUCUUGCAGCCCAUUCCUACUUUCCAGGACCUCGUGCAAGAGACUGUAAAAGAGGUCGGUUCUGCGACCAAGGUUAAUGCCCACAUUACUGCCGUCGAUGUGGGGAUCAUAUGCGAUAUCCCUCUCGCACGGUCGGCAAUUAUGACUCUCCAUAAGAAGGUAUUACGAAAGCUCGUAGGCGGGAGGACGAGUUGAUGCCAUUUCUGAAUGCCUUCAUGCAAGGGACUGUUGAUGUUUGCACGUAUUUAUCAUCUUUUAUUCGUCGCUUUGCUGUCACGCUAGUCUAAACUGUGCUGUGUAUGUUCCUGUCGCCCUUUUGUAUAAUAGACAUCCAUCUAUUCGCUCGAUGUUGAUUAUGAAUGGUCAGACCGAAGUCGCCG
Molecule: messenger RNA, 3767 nt
Organism: Gloeophyllum trabeum ATCC 11539
Lineage: Eukaryota; Fungi; Basidiomycota; Agaricomycetes; Gloeophyllales; Gloeophyllaceae
Product: MED14-domain-containing protein
Exons: 20
Coding region: 97-3582 (1161 amino acids)
Biological process (GO): regulation of transcription by RNA polymerase II
Cellular component (GO): core mediator complex; mediator complex
Molecular function (GO): transcription coregulator activity
Source: RefSeq, a predicted model, not a curated record